AUGGAGACCUCAGGUGGAGGCAUCCACGCUCUAAGCGACGACGCUCUGGUGCACAUCCUUGUCCGCCUCCCAUCGGUGUCGGUGCUCCGUUGUCGCGCCGUCUGCAAGGACUGGCAUCGCGUCACCACCGAUCGUUCCUUCCUCGUCGCCCACGCCGCCAGCCGCCCGCGCGAGAUGAUCGUCCAAUUCACCCGCGACAUAUACGCGGCAGUGCAAGCCAUGUCUCUCGAGCCGACGCAGCAGCAGCCAUACCGCUUUCUUUGCGAUUAUGACCUCCCCGGCAACAUUGAGAAUGUCAUAUAUUCUCUCCAUGGUCUGCUUGUGCUAAGACAAAGUUGUGACCUCUUCGUCAUCUGCAACCCGGCCACCAGGCAGUGGACCAACCUGCCCGAGUUGGGUCCGCAAUCCCACUGCUUGCCCUUUGAGUGCGGCUUCUACUUCCACACUUCUUCCGGCGAGUAUCGCCUUUUAUGCCACGCCAUUGAGAAAGAGGAGGAAGAAUUUACUAAUUCUAAUUUCAAACCUGAGAUAAGGCGUCGCUACUACAUCCUCUCAGCCGGUGCCAUCCUACCACGUCGACUGGGGCCAGCUCCUUCCGACCCAUCUGGUGAUUUACCAAUGUACGAGGUUCCGGUGGCUUAUCGUGAAAACCUACAUUGGCUCUCUAGGCACCCUCAAGCCAACCACACCAAAAAGAUGCUAGCAUUUGACACGGCUUCCGAGACAUUCCGACUCAUGUCCCAACCCUCGCCAGACAAUACCGUGAGGACAUCCUUAUUUGAGCUCGAUGGGGAGCUCUGCGUCGCGGCUAUAUCACAGAGCUUGACAUCCCUGGACAUAUGGGGCCUACAAGACUACAAGGCGGAGACCUGGACAUUGCUCCAUCGGGUUCAUGUGCCGAUGCCCGUACUUUACAAACGCCAUGAAGUAUCGGUGAGCAAGGUAAUUUCUCUUGGGAACGGUGCCAUCCUCAUCGGAUGUCCUAAAUGUGACGUGGCCAGGAUGUACCAUCUCAAAGACAAGAGGAUGAUUUGCGAUGAUUUCACAUUCGGUAGUGUAGUACAUCCCAGAUUCUUGGUAUUUAAUGAGAGCCUCGUGCCACAUGCCUUUUUUGACUCCCCUCGCUGCCCGGAUCUCGAGACUAUAUACUUCUCCUAA
Aegilops tauschii subsp. strangulata is the source of this 1158-nucleotide messenger RNA. RefSeq names its product F-box only protein 8-like. The record is from RefSeq and is a predicted model, not a curated record. Lineage: Eukaryota; Viridiplantae; Streptophyta; Magnoliopsida; Poales; Poaceae. Gene Ontology annotation, molecular function: protein binding.